UUGCUCAGCCAUUUUUUCUUCCCCCGACUAUAGUAAGACAAAAUAUUAAAAAAAAAAGAAAGAAAGAAAGAAAAAAAAACCUAACAUCCUUUUGCUCGUUUUGAUGCUCGUGAACAGUAAUUUUGAGAAGCAAGAAAAAGAAGGAAAAAAAAAAAAAGUUUUCCCCCCAAGGACUGAGACCAUUCCACAAACUGAAGUGCUGCCAGCAGCAUAUGCUUUUUGCAAGAAUAAUUGAAACCAUUAACCGGAGAGCACAGAAUUCUUUUGAAAGUCUGCCAGUUAUUUUCAAGUAACUUCGGCAGUGGCACAAAAUAUAACACUUAUAUUUUAACUUCUACAAUUGCACUUUUAGGAGCUGGCCUCUAAUUUGAUUUUCAGUUACUCUGAUAAGAUUUCUAUUUUAUGAUUGGCUUUAUGUUUGAUUCUUGUUUAAACAAACACGAUUUGACUUAAAUGAAAACCUAAGUGCUGAUGAAUAGGAGUUCUACCAAAGCAACAAGUUAGUUAUUUCUUCACGUUUCACUUGAAUUCACUUUUUUACCCUUUUUUUUUAAAUAAAGAAAAGAAGAUCAGCAGUAAAUAUUGCCCUGAAGAAGGGUGCGAUUGCUUGCAUUUUAAUUUUUGUUUUUAAUAUGGCUGUGAACGUUUCCCUGGUUCGUGAUACAAAAUGGCUGACGUUAGAAGUGUGUCGAGAGUUUCAGAGAGGAACUUGUUCUCGGUCUGAUGCAGAGUGCAAGUUCGCCCAUCCGUCACGGAGUUGCCAUGUGGAAAAUGGUCGAGUUAUUGCCUGCUUUGACUCCCUAAAGGGCCGGUGUACCCGAGAGAACUGCAAAUAUCUCCACCCUCCCCCGCACUUAAAAACACAACUUGAAAUAAAUGGACGCAACAACCUGAUCCAGCAAAAGACGGCCGCAGCCAUGUUUGCUCAGCAGAUGCAGUUCAUGCUACCAGGCACGCAGCUACAGCCAAUCACAACAUUUCCUGUGACUCCAUCGCUUGCAACAAGCCCCACAAUGGCUUUUAGUCCCUACCUGAGUCACGUUUCUCCUGGGAUGGGCUUGGUUCCUGCGGAGCUUUUACCAAAUACUCCUGUCCUGGUUUCUGGAAAUCCAACUGUUACGGUACCAGGAAGCUCUGCUGGGCAGAAACUGAUGCGUACAGAUAAACUGGAGGUUUGUCGAGAGUUUCAGCGUGGAAAUUGCACACGUGGUGAGAACGACUGCCGCUAUGCUCACCCUAUAGAUAUUGCGAUGAUAGACACAAAUGAAAAUACUGUUACAGUCUGCAUGGAUUACAUCAAAGGUCGAUGCUCUAGGGAGAAAUGCAAGUACUUUCAUCCCCCUGCACACCUGCAAGCCAAAAUCAAGGCAGCUCAACAUCAGGUGAACCAGACAGCUGCAGCUGCAAUGGCCCUGCCGCCUGGUGCACUUCAACCUUUACCAAAGAGGCCAGCACUUGAAAAAAACAAUGGUGCCACCACAGUCUUUAACCCAAGCGUUUUCCACUACCAACAGGCUCUAGCCAACAUGCAGUUGCAACAGCCUACGUUCAUCCCCACAGGGUCAGUUCUGUGCAUGACACCCACUGCAAGCGUUGUGCCCAUGAUGCACGGUGCUACGCCCACCACUGUGUCUGCAGCAACAACUCCUGCCACCAGCGUCCCCUUCGCUGCAACAGCUACCGCCAAUCAGAUAUCCCAGUUAUCAGUAGAUGAACUGAGUAGCAGCAUGUUUGUUUCACAGAUGUAGAAGUUCCCGAUAGAACACAGACCAUGUUGAAAUUCUGAACCAUAAAAUUAUGGAGCACCAGGACUUCUUGGUGGGAAGCUGCGCAUGGCCUUUCUGUAUAUAUCCCCUCUUCCCUUCUAUCGUUCUUUACCACCUCUACAGUAAGCCUGUUGCAGCCUACAUGUUAACCAAAAACUGAUCAAUGGGAAUGUCAAAAAAGAAAAAAAAAGAAAAAAAAAGAAAAAAAAAGGCACUAUAGAAACAAUUAACAAACAGCGCUCUGUUAUAUGAGAUAUACAAGUAGAAAAUUAUAAUAGACUUUUAUAACACAUUACUUUAACACACUUAAUCAUUUUAUGACUACCAUCUUGAUAAGUGCAUCUGCACAGCGGACUGUUGGUUUACUGUAUACUAUCGAUGGAUAAAUGUUUGUCUUGUUUUUAAAGUGUUAUCUUACUGUUUUGUUUACAUCAUAGUCUAUUGAUUUGUUUUAAAGUGUACAUCAUUAUCAAGUAUACUCAAUACCAUUUUUUCAUUAUUGUUAUGUCUUAAGUUUUCAUAUACUGUAGGUUUUAUGGAGUUUUGUUUGUUUUUUACUAAAAAUGUUAUCGUGGGAAACAGGAAUUAUGUGCUUGAAAAACACGACGCAGGAAUGUUCUGCCCUUUUCUGGAUGUUGCUGUUCAUGUCAGCUGAAGUUGUUUGUGUUAAAGGCUCCUUUUAUCAUUUAAAAUUUGCCUUCAGAUACUCUCCAAAUUUUUAGUACCAAUGAUGUGCGAGGCCAGCUGUGAUUUCAAUCCAUUUCAGAGUAUUUCUUUAAAUACAGUGAGCUGAUUCUGGAAACUGAAGGAAAAAAAAAAAAGAGAAAGAUAAAAACCCACUCUCAGUUAAGGGGAUAGGAAAGAUUUGCUCAGAAUUUCUGCAGUUCUAUUGUAUGUUGAAGUGCAUUCUCAGCUGUAAACGGCGCACAAUCUUUCUUGAUGUUCUCGUGGUGCAGUGGAAAGUAAUAGGUGGAUGAAUGAGAUGUUUUCCUUUGGGCGUUUGCAUCGGAGAGGAACAAAUGCCAACUGUUAGCUACAAAACACGUGGCUGGAUUAGGCCCAUCAUCGUGGCUUGGCCCAAGCUGGGUAAUACUGUGCCCAUGAGCAUCUCUUCUCUGAGCCUGCUGAAACAUCUCAGCCUGAAAUCUGGUGACCCUUCCUGAAAUUCUGUCAGCGUGCACCAGUUCUUCAAUCACCACUGACCAUGACUUGGUGAUUUUUCCCCUAAUUUCUGGCCCUAUAAAGCAAACACAGCAUAGUAAACCAGGAAAAAUUCUACCGUACAUAAACAUCCAUUUUUAUGAUGUUCCCAGAGGUUGGUGGAUGUGGUUUGGCACCUUCUACUCGAUGAAGGACCAAUGUUUGUCACACAACAAGGGCUAGUUCUCAAUACCUCCUUGUCAUGCGCAUGAAUAAAGCAGCUCCUUGCCCACGCACCCUGGGCAGCACUGCCUGGUGUUGUGCUGCCUUGCUGAACAAUCUGGCUACACAGAAUGAGUUUUAAUUUGAGAAUGCAGCUAAAUUCGUCCCUGUCAUAGCUCUGUACUGUCACUGGCAUCAUGGAAGAGAUGGAUUUGCUCCCUCGACUUCAUAAAAGUAUGAAGUGCUAGGAGAAAGAGAAUCAUGUUUAAAGCCAGGUGAUGGGCGAGUUGUUAGUGUCCUGCUGCCCUGAGCUUACAGUGAUUUUGUGAGGUGCCAAGAAGAUUCCAUUUUUUUUUUCCUUAAUCUUGGUUAGAGAAUGUCCUUCUGUGGGUGCAGAUGUAAUGAUAGACGUGCAUCUACAUGGACCACAAGGGACAAAGGGGCAGGCUGGGCACAGCAGGUAGAGCCCAGGACAGGCUGCAACCACCUGUGUGUGGAGAUGUAUUCGUAGCGAGCACCUUUGAAGAGUCCAGCUCAGAAAAGCCUCAAGCCAGAAGGAAUCUUUCCAUUCAUUUCAGCAGGCUUUGAACCUAACCCUACAAGAGGGGAGAAACCCAUGCAACCCCAACCCUCAGCCAUGCACCUCGUGUUUUGGCAGUCCCUCGUGUCCAUGGAUGCUUCCCAGCCAUCAGCAUUCAAAAGCAGACAGUGUUGCCUGCAAUUAGUGGCUGUCAUUUAUAUUGGCUACCACCUACCUGUUCUUUUAACCACUGAGUUUCUGUUUCCCAAAACCAUAACAUUGUUAGUGGAAAAAGUGGAUUUGAGUACUUCCUGUUUGAAAUUAUUUGUGUAUCAAAAUGGGUUUUGCACAACCUGUGCCAGUGCCUCAACAAAGAACAGAGCUGAUCUUCUUAAGCCAGAAAGGAUGCAUUCAAGCUUGUAUGGCUUUAUGAGUUAAAGGAGGUUGGAACUUUUUCAGUGCUAAAUGGAUUUUUGUAUAUCUUGACACUUUGAUGUAACCUCCUAUUUUAUUUAUCUACUUAAACAUCUGGCAUAGAUGUGCAUAGAAUGUAAACCUAGAAUACAGCUGUUUUCACGUCACAUUUAAAGCACUGAAAAAAAAACGUUUAAGGAUUAUUUUUUAUUAAAGAGGUCCAAUGAGGGAUGUUCAGGGUAGUUAUAUUAGGUGCCACAACAGUUUUUAUAUUGCUGGCAAAUUUAGCGUUAAUUUGUAAAUGAGUUUAAGGAAAGAAAAGCUUGAAGCACUAAACUUCACCAAAUUCAAAACAAUCUCGGCAAAAAUGCCAUUUGAGGUAGCACUAUUGAAACUAGUUGUGCAAUGACUUGCUCUAAUUUUCUUUGUUCAAGAAAGAAAAAAAAUGAAAAAAGAAAAAAAAACAGUCGCCAGACUAUAAAUUUCCUAAAUAGACUCUUACAAAGUCACCGAGCUAGUUAGUGACUCUAAACAAAUGUCAUAAAAGCAUGAAUAUCAUCCUUUAUUUGACAAGAGAUGUAUGUAAGUUUGUUUAAAUCAAUAUAAUUUUAGUGACAUUUUUAUAAGCUUCCCACUUUCCAUGAACCUAUAUUUUUUAUUUAUCCAAAGUGAUUUCUCUUUGUCCAUUUCUCUCAGCCUUAUGCAAACAAUAUGCAAGAAAUGCUGAAACUUGGAUAAAACGGGUCAUGCAGAGGGAAAAUGAAAGCUGAGAUUGAUCAUUUUCACGCAAAAGGUUGUUAGUAGUUUCAAUAAAAGUACUACUACUAAACUGUAACAUAAGCAGACAAUAAAAGAGGGAUUUAAAAUAAAAUGGAUUCAUAAAACUAUUAAGAUUAUUUUUGUUAAAUACAGUGUUUUUAGUAAUUCGGAACACGAUUUCACAAUCAAUGUUGUUGGUUUUUUGGUUUCUUUUUUGGUUUUUUUUUCAGUUGCAAGUUUCUAGCUGAUGAUGUUUUGACUUUGUAGUUUUGCAUCGUGAUGUCCUAGAAAUCGUUCCCUCCCAGGGCAGCCCACGCCGGCCCCGCUCCUGAAUGCUCUGCGGCGCUCGGGGUGCUGAGGAGCGGCGGUGCAGGCAGGCUGGCCGCGCUCUCAGCAGCCCAAAGGCACGGCCGCAGAGCUGCUCAUCCCGCUGCGGGCUCCUCCUGGCCCACAGCCCGGGUCCCGCUGGGCAGCCAGAGCUGCGGGAGCAUCGGCGCAGCGCCGGAGAUGGCUGUGUGCCUGUGGUAGGUGCCGGUGGGACGAGGAGCCGCGUGUGUCGGAUGAGAAAAUCUUCUCCACCUCGUGGGCCCCUUGCUGGCGCUGUAGGGUAGCUCUAGGACACGCAGUGAUUGAGAAACCGGAGUCCUCGUUGGGUUUUGGUUUUGAUCCCUUGUACAUUUCACACGCGCGAAAACGGAAGAAGGUGAAAUUUAUGAGGAAAAUCUAAUUUCCCAUUCCUGUUGAAUGGAUUUAGUUUGAUAUUGACCUGAUUUUACCGCGUGCCUGUUGAAGGCCUUAGAGUAUAUACUGUAUGUUAAAGACUGUAAUAACUUUCAUAGUUGCUAGCCUAAUCCAAAUGUAAAUAUAGCUCCAACACAUUGUUACUGGGCUACAACGCAUUAACCCACGUCAUGUAUUUUCAUUUCUUUACCAUUAGUUCAUAAGGUUUUUCAUUAUUGCUUUUUUGAUACCUUUAGUAACGAAUGAAUUUAAUUUUGAAGGAGAGUUAGAGAAAGUUUAAAGCUUUUCAUACAUCUGUUCCACCCGUUUAGUUCUCUUCUAAACCAACACUGAAGCAUGGUAAGGUGUAGAACGCAGUCCAUAACUUGUCUGUAUAGUUUACAGUUUAAGAACAAAAUUAACUUUGUAUGUAACUCCUACAAUGAUAGAUUCAUUGUUAACUAAUUAUAUUAAGUUGUUGUUGCUAUGGCAACAAAACUACAACAUGGCUACCUUUGUAUACGUUAUUUGUGAGAUUUUCACAUGUAAAUUAAAAGUGAUGUGUAACAGUAUGAGCUUGUUAAAGGUACAGUUCGAUACUGUCAGAUAAAGAGAUGACUGAAUAUUUUUAAAAUCCCAAAGUCCCAUGUGAACGCUGAAUGGGUGUCUCUACGUCACUUUUUCAGUCGAGAAGUUUACAACACAUGGAUUUAGAGUCAGGUUUUAUAGCUUGUAGAAAAUUGUUGUGUGGCAAGGGUUAUUCCACAGUAUUUUAACUCCGACAGCACGACGGGCUGCGUGGGGACGUAGUGAUGGUCGUUCCUUCAUUUCACACUCACCGCCAUUGUGGGAAUUCCGAAUCCAUCCCUCUCAGUACUGUAGCUCUGCUUGCAGUUUUCUGUUGGGUUUUCUUUUUAUUUUUUUAUUUUUUUUAUUUUUAUUUUUUUCCUGAAAUUGAACACUCGUGUGAUUAUGUUACAAUCAGGGCUAAAUGAUGAAAACGUGUAACUAUUUUAAUACUAAUUUAUAUCAGCAAAAACUGUACAUAAGAAAAAAAAAAUAUUGUGGAAUGACCCCGUAACAGUGUUGAAGAUACCAAUAUGCUGCAGUUAAACUGAUUCAGUUAGUGUACGAAUGUGUGAGACACACCUUUUUUGCACUUAUGUACAUAGUCCACGAAAGAAAUCCUUGGAACUUAUUUUGAAUAUAAAAAAAAGUCUGUAAUAAUACAGGAAAAGUUUGUAAAAGAGAUAGGUAUUACUAAGGCUUUGAAAAGGAGGAGUUUUUUGCUAUAAAACUUAUCUGAAAGCAUGAUGUUGCUUUGCUGUUGUAAAAGCUUUGUAGUUUGCCAUAGCUUAUUAUACAGCAGACUGAUACCAGGUCAGCUCCAACCUGCAGCACGGAGAAAUGGGAAACAGUGCUUAACGAAUUAGUAAGGUCACUAGCAAAGAUUUUGUUUUGAAUCAGCCUGCAUUUUCAAACACACCCGAGGUCACGUUUGUGAUGCUCUGCAUUCUUGGUGAAUCCUAUUGGGACCGAUAUGUCGGCGGUGGCACACACCCAUUUUUCCCAGCGCCUCAUCCUGUUUCUGUCUGGAAGUGUUUCUCUGUUGUAGGUGACUGUCGUUGGAGUGCUUGAAAUCCCAGAGGGAGUUUGAACCGUUGCCGUUUGCUGGGUUUUGAGUGGUUUUGUGUUUUUCUCACCGUUUUGGGGCAAGCCAACAAAACGGAGCGGCUGAGAAGCAGUGGAGGGAUGGGAGUUGUUUCAGAUGGGCUUGGGAUGACUUUCCCCUCCGGUGCCACUGUUUUAGUGCUCUUCUGAGAGUGAGAGAGCCUGGCAGCAGUGCGUGGUGGAGCUGUGGGCUGGGUGCUGGGCAGGGAAGGCUGCUGUGCUGUCUGGCAGCACGGUGCCUCCGGCUGGGUGCAGCCCUGCUGCCUUGCCAUGCAAAGGGAGCACAGCCCUGUCCCCAGCCAGGGAGGACCUGUGCUUCAGGAGCUGCUGGCCACGUGCUCCCACACAGCCCCGGCUUCCCCUGCUUCUCCAGGGCUGCCAGGUUGCGCGGAGGUGGUGGGAAUCCUGGGCAAAGCCCUGUGCCCAUGCAGGACCAGGAGAUGCUCUCAUAUGCGAGCUAGUUGUCUCUUUGCUCCCUGCAUGUUGCUUUCCCAAAUGGAACGUUAGCUGUGACAGAGAAAACAGAAGAUGAAUGAUGUAAAAUAUCCGUUCUCUGCAGCAGAUUGCUGAUUCCCAGCAAUCUGGGUCCCCAGGCUCUUGAUUCCCUUCCCACUCCUGCUCUUGCUUGCACUGCGGUGCUCUGCAGCACUGAGCGAGGUGUGGAGAAGCUGGGAGGCCUGCAUUGAGCUGCUUAUUUUUUGAUCAGAACUAGUACUCUUUUUGCAAACUCACGCCUCAGAUUUGCUUUGGUAAGGCCCCCGUGUCCCUGUAUCCCUCCCCUGCCCAUCCCAGUGCUCUGGGCACUGCUGCUGGCCGCCCAGAGAUUGCUCCCUUCACGUUGUCCAUGAAUGUCCCCUGCCCAGCCCAUAAUUCACCACGUGAUUCACUGAAACGCACGCUUUGCUGAAUCAGAGCCUUAGCAUCAUGUGGUCCCAGUGUCUGUAAAGGGGAAAAAAAAUCAGAUGUUGUCUCUUUCCGUGUGCGUUACAAGAAUGUAGACUUUAAUAUGAAAUAAUCAGCUAAUUCUGGCCACUGUGCUCUUAAAGCUUCCCUUUACUGUAAUCAAUUUUUGUAAUCAAGCUCAUCAUUUCUAGGAUUACAAGAAAAAAAACUGUUUUGCACUAUGUGAAAUGAAUCCGAGACGGUAAACUUCUUUUGCUUGGGGAUACGAAAACGAUCACAACAACACUGCUAAAAUCUUUGCUAGUGAUCUCUACUGACAUCUCUGUAUCAAAAAUAACUCUGCCUCUCAGACGAGAUAAUUAAACAUGCAAAAAUAACACAACUGUUAAAUAACACAAAGUUCUUUUUCCAAACACACAACAGAGAGAAUUACCUGACACUGAAUUACAAGGUUCCAGUUCCUUAUUACUGUACACAGAUGCUAUUUGAUAGUGGUGGAAGCCAAAUGAUUUUGUUGCCAUGGCUUUUGUAUCCUAGCAGAUGAGGGGAUGAUAAGACCAUUCUUAGAUUGGGUUAUGGGAUUUAUUUGUUUUGUUUUGGUUUGUUUUUUUUUUU
Molecule: messenger RNA, 8730 nt
Organism: Meleagris gallopavo (turkey)
Lineage: Eukaryota; Metazoa; Chordata; Aves; Galliformes; Phasianidae
Source: RefSeq, a predicted model, not a curated record